GUCUGUGCCCUCUUUCUAAAAGCGCAGACAAGGGCCUCGCAGUGCACAUGGAGCGAGAUGAAAUGGAGGGGUCGAUAAUGUUACACAAAUUACAUAGUUUUAUUUGGUUCUGAUCAGGCACAUCACGAAUCAUGGACUCUAAUACUCAGUAUCAGUAUGGGACCAUGGACACAGGAGAGACAGACAGCAAGAAACAGAAAAUGGAUGCGAAUACCUGGAGCACAGCUGGAUCUUAUCCAGUACCACCACCCUACCCUUAUGCUACUCAGAACACCAACACCAAUACCAACACAAAUACCAAUACCAACACCGGUUACACCGCCCCCUCCACCACCAGCUGGAGCACAGGCUACGGAGGGGCACAGCAGCAAGCAGGGGCGGAUUCUUAUGGCUGGGGCAGUUAUGCUGGCUAUGGACAAGGAUGGGGGACAGGACAAACUGGAACGAACAGUUGGGGAGGGGCAACUACUGGGCAGGAACAGGGGACUGGGUACGGGGUGGAUCCUAACCAGUACAGUCAAUCCAGCUACAGUGGAGGAUGGGGACAAGGCUAUAACUACAGCACUUCUACAGGCGUAGACUCCAAUUAUGGCUAUGGGGACAACUCUGGCUAUUAUCGAGGAAACUGGAGAGGAGGUCAGAAUAAAGGCACAGGGUUCAAUCAGAGAGGUGGCUAUGGUCAGAAUCAGGGAUAUAGAAGUAACUAUGGUCAAACAGCAAGUGGGGAUACAACCUUUGGAAAUAAUGAGACUGCUCCACCACAAACAGGAAACGGAAAUAUCCAGAAGCCUUUUGGAAACGGAAAUCCUGUUCAGGAACCGGCUCCUGCUGCACCAGUUCCUGCUGUAAGCCAGCCCACAGAAAAUGUACCGAGUCAGCCAACACCUGCUGCAGACACAGCCCCAGUUUCAAAUGAAGGGAAAACUCUCUUGGGGACUCCAGCUACUAGACCAAACCAUGGCUAUAGUGGUCCUGCUCCAGACAUGAUGGGGAUGCCGUUUGGUAAUCAGAAACAUUUCCCAGGCAUGAGAGGGGGAUUUUUUGGUCAGGGAGCUUUUGGAGGAUUCCGAUUCGGAGAUGGGCCGAGACCACGUGGUGGUGGCGGUGGCGGUUUUGGUGGUGGCGGUUUUGGCGGUGGCUUUGAUUGGUACAGGAACAGAGGAGGUCCUGGAGGAGGUUUUGGCCGUGGAAGAGGAAUGGGUAUGCAGAAGCGGAGAUGGGAGAAUCCUCAUCCAUCAGAAAUGGAUAAAACUCCAAUACCUGAAAAACUUGAAAAAAUGAUCAAGUAUGUAAAAUUACAGAAUUGUAUUAAUGAUGAUGUUAUACAUGUCAUUGAUCGUUCUGCUGAUAAUUGCAAGCAUGGUCUGAGGGUAGAAUACAGAAAUGACGUGAAGGUGAGAGUAGAUGGAGUUGAUAAGAUAUCAGGAAGAUUGUUUUUAAGUUCGGUCUUCCUUGCAAGAAGCAUUGGUCUCAGGAAAAGGGAAGUGAAGGAAGACUGCUACAAGCAAGCUAUUGAAAUCCUCACAACCAAAACAGUUGAGGAAAUCAUGGAGUUAGAAGAUGUUGGUCCAGAGGCAACAGAAAAACAACUGCUGGAUGAAUAUGAAAAGAAGAAAGCAGAGGUGCAGGCAGAAAAUGUGAAACUCAAUGAAGGAAUUACAUUGAAGUCCCGUGAAGAGAAACUAGUCCAGCUGAUCGAAUAUCUGAAGAGUGGCAAGAAAACCCCUCACAAUGUAUUUGUCGAGUUGGACGAUGCUCUCAUAAAUUCAGAGUGUGGACUCUGUCGCACAUAUUCCGAUGAAGAAUUUUCAUUGCCAGGUGGGGAAGUGUGGUAUCGAGGAGCCUAUACUAUCAAUGACACCUUGAUUGGUGGCGCUUCAGGAAAAUCAAAAGAAGUUGCGAAGCAGUUGACAUACGAAAGGUCAAUUAACAUCUUGAGAAGAGCUCCGCUUAAUGUCAUCCUGGCAGGAAGCACACAGGAUGAACUGGAUCCCAAGCUUCCGUCUUGUCCAGCUUUUCAUGCACUUGGAAACGAACAUAUUCCAUUACCAGAUGACGGUACUGAAGAGAAGCUGGCCUAUCUGAUCAGCGAUGUUAUGGACUUUCCUAAAGGAACACCCCUAAGUUCGGAGAUCGACAAUGCUGCACGAGAGUAUGGCCUGACUGUCACAAAUGUCUACAAACGAGGUCCCUCGGACCACACCAGAUCAAGCAUGUCAUGUGAAGUUUACCUGGAUAACAUUUUCAUCGCUGAAGGUGAAGGGUUCAGAAGAUUGGAGGCUGAGGAAGUUGCAUAUGAGAACACCUAUAAGGUUCUGUGCACCACCUCAUCAGAUGUUCUUUACAGCGAUUCCAGAAGAUUGAUUCACACUGAAUUGAUGAAUAUGCCACUGGUGUCUGAGGUGUGGAUCAAGGGGUUCUACAAGAUGAUGCAUUGGUCAAACUGGUCCAAAGUAAGAAACCUGAAGAAGGCCAUCCUCGUCAAGGGGGAUCCAGACUACACUGAGAUUAAAAGGCCAAGCGAAGACAUCAUUCUCUUCGAGAAUCAAAAGGCAGGAUUUGACCGAUUUGGAAGGGCGUAUGACAUCUUGCAGCUGAGUGCUACCAAUAAUUUCAUGCUGCUCCAAGGGAAAACCACAAACUAUGGCGACUUGUACAGAUGCCAGCUGUUCUUGGAGGGGGAACUGAGGUCUGAAGCAGUCUCAAUGCACAAUCUUGAUGCCACCAACCGUGCUUCUGUCAAGCUGCUCUUCAAGUUGUACUUGACUCAGAUGACUAUCAAGAUCGUCCCCCUAGAUCAACCAUCGAUUUGGCACACCUAUGAGACAAUCAAGGCUUUAGCUGACAAGAUGAAAUCAGAGAGUGAGGACACCAGCACGGACGACAUCGUCUACGUGCCAGACUAUGUCCCUAAGCCACCAGAGAAGGACGAACUGGAACCUCUGCAGGGGCAGGUCAAGGGCAAUGCUGUGGGGGAUGCCAGUGCUGCCACAUCAGAAAAAAAUGAUACAGACAAGGGAGGCAGUGACAGCGUUGCAGAUCCAGCUCAGAAUGAUGCAGACAAAGGAGAAAAUGCUGAUGCUGAUGCUGAUGCUAAUGCUGAUGCUGCUCCUGCCCCUCCAGUCACCCAGGACACCGACACUGACAAAGGGGCUGAUGCUGAUGAUGACCCUGCUACACCACCAACCAUUCCAAUCAACAAGUGGGUGAAAGUCAUCUUGGAUAAGAUGAUCGAGGAAUAUGCCAGGACAGAAACUAUGGAUGAACUGAUCUUUGGCCCAGGGCUUCCUGAAAAUGAAACCAGACAUGUCAAGGUUACUGUGGCCAACUUGCAGCAGUAUUUCUAUUGCAAGAAAACUAAGGAGGGAUCUGAUAUAACUGUCCUCUAUCAAAAACAUUCGCCCGAGAAGGUUGUAGAAAUCUUGAACAAGAGUGAUGGAGAGAAUGGUGGCUAUUCAUUCGUCCCAAAGGACGCGCUACCCAAGUAUGAGGAGUUCAUCGAAUUCGUACGAUCUGGAAGAAACAAGCCCAUAAGAUUAAAACCAGGCGAAAAUCCAGAGAAUCUGUCCGGGCAGGAAGGUCCAAGAAGGUUUUUGAAAAGAAGAAGAUUUCGUAAACACGAGUUUGUGCGUGCCCAGCAGCAGCAACAGAAGAACUGAGAGAAGAAAAUCAGAUUUAUUGACAAUAGGCAGCAAUCAUGUAUGGAAUGAAUCUGAAGAUGGAAGAUGCGUGCCCUGGAACAUCAGAUUGUCCAAAGAAAUUGGGGGUUAUAAGUCUGUCAAAUUUAUUCGCUGACUGCCGACUAUGUCAUGGUGCAGCCUGACAAUGAAGUUUAAAGUUGCAUUGAUCGGAAAUACUUUCAAUGUUCGUUUAAGCCUGAUUCAUCAUGUGACCCAGACAUUUUAAUGUGUUACUUUUAUCAUACAAUUUGCAUACUAUGGUGUACAUUUUGAACUGUUGGUCUUCGUUCAAUCAUUGCAGCUUGUGCAAGAGGUGGCAUUGUCAAAAAGAAUCCAGAAAAGGUUUUAGAACCCUUCAUGUAUGAAACCAAUACCAUAACAGAAUGCAAUGUAUAUUUUGUAUUUAAGCCCCUAAAAGACCUUGCCUUUUAAUAACUAUACUGACUAGCAGUAUAUGGGGGGAACCUCAUGAGUUAUUGUCCUUGAGGUGCAUGGACGCAGUAGUUAUUCUUGUUUAGUAAAUGUAGAAUUGUAGUUCACUGACAAACGUUCAAUUGAUAAACAAUGUUCAUGUUUUUUUCCUACAAUGAUUGAUAUGUCUAUGAUGAUUGUUUUAUAUGAUUUUCAUAGGAAGAAUUAUUUUUUGUAUUAAUUGCAUUUAUUGAAAUUUCAUUUUGAUGACUGACUCACACCUGCAUGUGGUCCUUCCUUCACAUGCUGUUUCAGGAGCUAAAUGGGAAAGAUGUUAGUGGUGUUAUUUUCCUGGUGUUCUGUGCAUUUUGGCACAUUUUUUAUUCAUAUGACAUAUGCCAAUAGCAUACUCUUCAUUAAUCACUAUUUUACCUUCUUCUUGUGUUGGUAGUUCUGGAAAUGAUGUCUUGAAAAUUUUACUCCAGUUUUAUGUUGCAUUGUCAUCACCAGUGUCUUAAAUAGUGGACGGCCUCGUCCAGUCUUGAGUGUCAUUCGAAUGAAAGAUCAUUUGCUAUUGAGACGACUUGAUUUCUAAAAUGCCACUAAUCAGAUUAAUCCAAUCAGGAUUAGUGUCAACUGAAAGAUCUUGCUUGAUUAGCAUUUCUGUUUCUAGAAAUUGACCUUUAAAACUAACGUCAAUAUGCAGUUCAUCUCAUAACUAUUUUGAGUUUAAAAAUCACUCUUUGAUCAUUUGACACAUGUAAUGAUGUUGAAUUUUUGGACUAGCUAUUGUGCUAUUAUUAUACCGUGCAAGUAUUUCAAAAUGAAAUAUGUUUAUCUUCACUGGUUUUGUUGUUGUUUUUGUAGUCUUGAUGUAACAGUAGCUUAUCUAUCAACUUUUGCUUGGGAUAAUAGUCAAGAACAUUGGAAUACCCUUGGUUUCCCUUGGAGGUACUGAUAUGAACUCAGCACACUAAGAUGCGCAAAUUUGUAUUAGUUAUUUCCAUCUACCUGAUACCUUGAAGUGCUUCAUUCUUGUUGAAGUGAGGUGAAUGGUUGAUGGAAAUGUAAUUUCUGAUUGCCAUUGAUCCAAACAUUUGUGACAAAAUAUAUUAAACCUCCAAUAUUUCAGGCCUUUUUGGAGGAAAGCAAAUAAGUCUUGUUUUUGCUUUUCAUCUAUACCCCAGUAAAAGUUGAAGUAUGUAUCAUUUGAAGGGACUUGUGCACACUAUUGGAUUCUUUUGUUACAAAAUGUUAAAUUCUGUCAGCACAGGACCUACAAUGCAAUAAAAUAUUUCAUUAAA
This is a messenger RNA of Haliotis rufescens (red abalone), 5395 nucleotides long. RefSeq lists its product as uncharacterized. The record is from RefSeq and is a predicted model, not a curated record. The transcript has 4 exons. NCBI's taxonomy places the organism in Eukaryota, Metazoa, Mollusca, Gastropoda, Lepetellida, Haliotidae. The coding region runs from base 132 to 3659 and encodes 1175 amino acids.